Messenger RNA from Schizophyllum commune H4-8, 1846 nucleotides. RefSeq names its product NAD(P)-binding protein. The transcript has 5 exons. Lineage: Eukaryota; Fungi; Basidiomycota; Agaricomycetes; Agaricales; Schizophyllaceae. The coding region runs from base 488 to 1387 and encodes 299 amino acids. Gene Ontology annotation, molecular function: oxidoreductase activity. The record is from RefSeq and is a predicted model, not a curated record.
CGGACGACUUCGACGUUUGAAUGAGCGAUCUGCCUAUGUCCGCGUCUCUCUGGAAACGAACUCCCCAGGACCCACGCCAAUCCGACGGGAGGUGGAUCUAGUCAUCGUCCGAAACGGCCUGUAUAGCAGCAUCGGAAGGCAUCCGUUUUGCGAAGCCCUUUUCGUCUCUGCUGGUGCCCGGCAUCCUUCGGCUGAAGACUUCGUUUCUGCGCGCUCACCGACCCCCCGCGGACUCUCUGCCCACUGCUCUCCGCAUUGGCUUGCUGAUUGGGAACUUACUGCCGCAUUCGCUCCAAAACAGCGAGCGCCUGAACCCCUCGAACGCGUCGUUGUUCAGUACCCCUCCGGUUCUCGCGGGCGGAUAUGCCGUGGAUAUCUUCCGGUGUUGGUAGUCCUCAGAAAUGAUAUAAAAGACGCGGUUCUUGCAUGAGAUUCCAUACUCCCCAACCCUCCUUGAUCCUCUUUGUCACCCUCAUCGCAUAUCGUCAUGUCGGCUUCCAAGGUUUGGCUGAUCACUGGUGCCAACUCUGGCCUUGGUCUCGCCAUUGCGAAGUAUGUUAGCAGCCAAGGACAGCAGGUCAUUGCGUGCGCACGAGACACCUCUCGUAUCCCGCAAUCGCUGGCCUCGGCGACGACGACGUAUCAGCUUGACCUCAACUGGCCCGCUGCCAAGAUCAAGGCUGCCGUCGCUGACGCAGAAAAGCUGCACGGGCGUAUCGACGUCUUGCUCAACAACGCCGGGUACUGCGUAACGGGCCCUGUCGAAGAACUUGAUCCAAACGAUAUUGAGGCACAAUUCCGUACGAAUGUCUUCGGCCAGAUCUCUGCCAUCCAGGGCGUCCUGCCUACCAUGAAGCGUCAGAAGUCCGGGUACAUCCUCAAUAUUUCGUCCAUCGCCGGCUUUGCUGGUGGCCCGCCCUUCGCCGCUUAUAAUGCCUCCAAGGCGGCUCUCGAUGCCUUCACCGAAGCGCUUGCGACCGAGGUCGCGAAGUUUGGCAUCACGGCGAUCACCGUCGCUCCGGGAUACUUCCCCACCAACUUCUUGACCACAGCGAGUCUCACGGAGAAGCUCCCCGACAAGACGGAGUAUCCAGAGUACGCAGGCGUCACCGCAAAGUAUGCCGAGGUCCACCGGCGCGACAAGCAGGUGGGCGACGCAUCGCUCGCUGCGGCGCGGUUGUUUGAGAUCGUCAACGGUACCGGGUCCGUCGCCUGGAAGCCUGAAUGGCGCCGGCUGCCUUUGGGCCCCGACUCUGGGAAGCGCACGCUCGCGAAGCUGGAACAGAUCAAGCAGAAUGUAGAAGGUCUCGAGCCCGUGUGGGGCUCGACGGACAUGGCUCUUGACAAGAUUGAGGCUUUCUACGAGGGGAAGGCCUGGCAGGAAUAGAUGGCCCCUACAAGCGCAGAUGUGCAAGACGUUUUGAGAAGGAUUUGUUCAAUGUAGUAUAUUGGACUCCGAGCUGUAUACAGUAGGGUGAACUCCCAAGAGAUUGUCAUCUACGGCUAUAACAGAAAUGAUAUGUUCGUGGCUGCAGGGGACUCCGGUGUGCUCGUCGUGGAUAGUCGGGAGCGCAUGGUGGGCGUCAUUCAUGCAGGACAUUCAUCAGGUCUUGCAGCGUAUGCUACCCCGGCCUGAUGGAUUCUGCAGCACUUACUGAAUCAUUAUCGCGGCGCUGAGUUCGACAUCUAGCUUUUAUCUUGUCUUUCGGCAUUGUCCAUAUGUUGUUUCGCUGUAAUUGUAGACUUGUUCCCCACCGCUGUACCAAUGAUAUGACUGCCAUCUAGCCGCGUCAACAGAUAGCUUGGAAAAGUGCAUUGCGGUCGGUGAGACUCUUGUAUCAUCCCU